Molecule: messenger RNA, 300 nt
Organism: Protopolystoma xenopodis
Lineage: Eukaryota; Metazoa; Platyhelminthes; Monogenea; Polystomatidea; Polystomatidae
Source: the annotation of a GenBank genome assembly
CCGGAGGACGAUCCAGAUUACAUUGACCUUGGUGGUGCGAUCCUUACUUUCUACUCGGUACUCGUUGACCUGCUCGGUCGGUGCGCGCCCGAUAUGGAGACAACGAAGAGCGAAUCCGUGCGAGCCAGAUCCAUCCUCCAGUCCCUGGUCAGUAUGGCCGAUCUCGAGGGCGUGCUGUCGCUUCGUUUCCUUUUGCCACCUCCCAAGCUUGAAGUACAGGCAAGUUCAGCCCAAAAUAAUGCUCACUCGCUAUUUUUAAUGACGGCCCCCGGUUACUUGACCGGCGAUUCUUUUGUAUAA